AUGAUUGGAAUAUUGUUCGCGAAACUGACCAGACCACGUGCUCGAGCGCAGACGAUUUUAUUUAGCAAAUACUCAGUGAUAAUGAUCAGGAACGCGAGAUUCUGCCUAAUGUUCCGAGUUGGUGACAUCAGAAAAUCCAGGAUAUUGAACAUCAAACCGACACUGUAUGUCCUAAAGUGGAACACAAACUUUGGGAAUUUGCAGAGCGCUGAGCAGAUUGAAUUGAAAGUGGAAAUUGCGGAGUGCGAGUCGAUUUUCUUUCUGUGGCCCGUGCACAUCGUGCAUGUGAUUGACGCGGAUAGUCCGUUUUACAGCAUGUCCGCGGCGGAUCUGCUGUGCAGCAAAAUGGAAAUACUGGCAGUAUUCGAAGGUAUUAUUGAGUCGACCGGGCAGCCUGUGCAAGCGCGAGCGAGCUUCACUGAAAGUGACAUCUUGUGGGGCCACAGCUUCGUGCCUAUGGUCUCGUAUAAAGACGACCAACUUAAAUUCAACGUCGAUUUCUCCAAAUUGUCCAAUUUAGAACAAGUGGAAACCCCGUUGUGUUCAGCGAAUGAAUAUUACUCUCUAAUUUCGUCAUUACAAGCUACA
Molecule: messenger RNA, 588 nt
Organism: Iphiclides podalirius (scarce swallowtail)
Lineage: Eukaryota; Metazoa; Arthropoda; Insecta; Lepidoptera; Papilionidae
Source: the annotation of a GenBank genome assembly